Messenger RNA from Gopherus flavomarginatus (Mexican gopher tortoise), 1893 nucleotides. RefSeq names its product gastrula zinc finger protein XlCGF57.1-like. Bases 238 to 1881 code for a protein of 547 amino acids. Gene Ontology annotation, molecular function: DNA-binding transcription repressor activity, RNA polymerase II-specific. The record is from RefSeq and is a predicted model, not a curated record. The transcript has 6 exons. Lineage: Eukaryota; Metazoa; Chordata; Testudines; Testudinidae. Gene Ontology annotation, biological process: negative regulation of transcription by RNA polymerase II.
UUUAGGGUCCUGAGCUCUGUCUUCCUGUUUGUCUCCUUUGCCACUUUCAGAUCUCUUGGAGAGACAAGGUGGGUGAGAAGAUACAUUCUGCCUGAGAAGUGCUACAGUUCUGCCUUUCACCCACCAGAGGCCCCUGUGGCACCAGAACAAGCAGCAUUCAGCUGGGUUCAUCUUGGUGACUACAGAAUAACGUCCACGUUUUGCUCCAGAUCAUCCCAUCCUCCCAGGGGGAAGGCAAUGGCUGCAAUGGAGCUGGCUCAGGGGCCGGUGACUUUCGAGGAGGUGGCUGUGUAUUUCACUAGGGAGGAAUGGGCUCUUCUGGACCCUGUUCAGAGAGCCCUCUACAGGGAUGUCAUGCAGGAGAACUAUGAGACGGUGACCUCGCUGGUAGGGUUUCCAGUUUCCAAACCUGAUGUGAUCUCCCAGGUGGAACGAGGGGAAGAGCCGUGGGUUCCAGACCUCCAGGGCUGUGAGAAAGAAGUGCUUCCAAGAGCUGCCUGCACAGGUAGUGACCUGUGUCUGGAUUCUCUCUGUCUCCCAUCAGGUGAUGGGAUGGUGAGUGAGAAUAAGGAGGAGAAACCCCGUCAGGAAGAUGCUGAGCGAAGAGAAGCACAUGGAAUGUUAUCAGGAAGAUCCAAAGAGAAUGUUUCCAGGAGUUGUGCACUCCCAGAAAAACCAAAAGCCUGUGAGACUCAGGGGAGGCCAGAGGGAAACUUUAGUAGCCUCUCAGACCUUAUAACAAGUGGCAGAAUCAACUUGGAAGAGAUACGCUACAGGUGCUAUGAGUGUGGGAAAAGCUUCAAUUGGAGCUCUACCCUUGUCAGACAUCGUAGAAUCCACGCGGGAGAGACGCCUUAUACGUGCACUGAGUGUGGGAAAAGCUUCAGUCAGAGCUCACACCUUAUCCGACAUCAGAGAAUCCACACGGGAGAGACGCCUUAUACGUGCACUGAGUGUGGGAAAAGCUUUAAUUGGAGCUCUACCCUGAAUGCACAUCGUAGAAUCCACACAGGAGAGAAGCCCUGCACAUGCGCUGAGUGUGGAAAAAGCUUUCGUUGGCGCUCACACCUUAUCCGACAUCAGAGAAUCCACACAGUAGAGACGUCUUACACGUGCGCUGAGUGUGGGAGAAGGUUUAGUCGGCGCUCACACCUUAUCGGACAUCAGAGAAUCCACACAAGAGAGACGCCCUACUCAUGCUCAGAGUGCAGGAAAAGCUUUAGUCGGAGCUCGAACCUUAUCAGACAUCAGAGAAUCCACACAGGAGAGACGCCGUAUACGUGCACUGAGUGUGGGAAAAGCUUCAAUCGGAGGUUUACCCUGAACACACAUCGUAGAAUCCACACAAGGGAGAUGCCCUACACAUGCUCAGAGUGCGGGCAAAGCUUCAGUCGGAGCUCUACCCUGAACACACAUCGUAGAAUCCACACAGGAGAGACGCCCUACACAUGCUCUGAGUGUAAGAAAAGCUUCAGUCAGCACUCAAGCCUUAUCACGCAUCAGAGAAUCCACACGGGAGAGACGCCCUACACAUGCUCUGAGUGUAAGAAAAGCUUCAGUCAGCACUCAAGCCUUAUCACACAUCAGAGAAUCCACACAGGAGAGACGCCCUACACGUGUACUGAGUGUGGGAAAAGUUUCAAUCGGAGCUCUACCCUGAACACGCAUCGUAGAAUCCACACGGGAGAGACGCCCUACACAUGCACUGAGUGUGGGAAAAGCUUCAAUCGGAGCUGUACCCUGAACACACAUCGUAGAAUCCACACAAGGGAGAUGCCCUACACAUGCUCAGAGUGCGGGCAAAGCUUCAAUCAGUGCUCAAGGCUCAUUAGACAUCAGAAAAUGCACAGCAGAGAGAAUUGUAAUAAAUCCCUUGACUAGGGUUGGCAAAAA